Molecule: messenger RNA, 2251 nt
Organism: Quercus lobata
Lineage: Eukaryota; Viridiplantae; Streptophyta; Magnoliopsida; Fagales; Fagaceae
Exons: 9
Coding region: 1-2037 (678 amino acids)
Molecular function (GO): protein binding
Source: RefSeq, a predicted model, not a curated record
AUGAAGAUGAUGAAGAAGAUGGAGGCUGAGGAAGUGGUGGAACACAAAGCUGGGGUCCUGCUGCAUUCUCAGCAACAAGUGCAUGAUCAGAAGCACCAACAUGGUCUAGUCUCAUGUACAACUGCACCUUCUACUACUGUCAAGCAGUACGGCCGCAGGAGGGCCUGCAAGCGCAAAAGACUCCAAGAUGUAACUGCCACUUCUUUUGCUUACCCAUCUCAUCAGAUUGGAGAAAACCGAAAGUAUGGAGGUAUUGCAAUCAGAAAUGAUCCACGAGCAACUUCUUCAUUUCUUCAACAAAUGCCAGAAAGACGAGCGCUCGAGCUUGUCCUUGAUAUACUGCAAAGGAGAGACACACAUGCAAUAUUUGCUCAGCCAGUUAAUCCUCAAGAGGUGGAGGGCUAUCACAAAAUCAUAAAACAGCCAAUGGAUUUUGGCACAAUGAGGGCUAAACUUCAGCAUGGAAUGUAUACAAGCUUAGCACAAUUUGAGCGUGAUGUGUUUCUAGUUUGCAGCAAUGCAAUGCAUUUUAAUGCACCCACUACCAUAUUUUAUAGAGAGGCACGUGGUAUGCAUGAACUGGCACAGAAGGUUUUUCAUACUCUGAAAACUAAUCCACAGAAUUUUGGGUUGGAGGUCUCUCAAGCAAGAAGACGGCCAGGGUCUAGAGAUGGCUUUGAAACAGAAAAGUGUCAAACAUAUCGGCCUUGUACCCCUUUUGCCAGUGGAAAUGAGGCACUAGUUUCAUCAGUCUACAGUGCCUCAAAACCAAUUGUUCAUAUUACUAAUGCGGACCUUGAUUACAAAAAAAGUCUGAUGCGGUUUGCUAAAGAGUUGGGACCAAUGGCUCAAACGGUUGCCAAUAGGAAAUUGGAGCAAUAUCUGCAGAUUGAAGCUUCACAUAAUCAAUCCCAGAGUACUCCAAUACUCCCUCCGGCAAUGACUCCAAAUUAUCAAGUUCCUGGACCAUCUCUCAUGCAGCCUCCUGCUUCUCUGGGUGGUGUUAACAAAGGCAAAAUGCCUGAGACUCAGAGUGUCCUCCAUGACUUUCCUUGGGACUUGAAUGUCAAUGCCUGCGCCAACAUGCCAUUGAACAUUCAUAGUGAUCCCUCCAAAGAACAAAGCACCCACUCCAGCAGUCACAGGAUUAAUAUCAAAGAUGGUGCCAACAAAGGAAAGAUGGUUUGCAGAGACAUGAGCAGAAUGGACCUAAAUAGAACUUAUCUAAGAGGCGUGGUGCCCCCAUCUCACAGAAUGAGAAUUGGAAGCAAUCCACCAAUUGAAAACGCUCACUUCAAUAGCACAAAAGGUGUUAAGAUUGGUUCCUCAGCAGAAAUAGCUGCCAACAGACGUAAAGAUGGGGACUUUUUGGUUCCAAAUUCUAAAGGCAAAGGGAAAAUGGUCAGUACUAAUGAUAACAACAUGGACCAUCUUCCUGGGAAAACUGCUCAUCAAAAUCAAAACCAACAGCUUGGGUUAGGCUCACAUUUCCCAUUUGCUGGAAAGGAAAAUAUGAGUAGUAAUGCUGGGAAUUAUGGGGUCACAAACAUGUGCAGCAACUACACGAAUGUGAAGAUGAUGAUGAUGCCAGUAUCUACACAAGUAGGUAACCAGGUGCAGCCAAGUCAAUUGGGGGAAUUACAGUCAAAGCUGAUGGAUUUGAUUUCAAAAAGCCCAUAUUCAGACACAUCUUUCUUGCAUCCACAAGCUGCAAAGUUGUUGUCUCAACCCAUCACUUCCUUGCCUUGUUUAGGCACACAGAAUGAGGGUGGAGUUUACCCUGCGGCACAGCCUAGUCACUUGGUGGGGUGGAGCCAACACUCAAACCAGAGUGAAUUUCCAAAUAUGCAAAUGCAGGUUAACAAGGGCAAAGACCCUGAUAGUGGCGCAAUACUACACCAACCAUCAAAGCUUGUAGCAGCUCAGAAAAUGGCUUUAUUACAUGCAAUGAGUUUCUAUGAAAAAGAAACUCCUGAAGACCGGCAAGCCGUGGAGGCCAGUGAUGCCAAAAAGCUUGAUUUAGCUCUUCAGCUGUGAAUCAAGCAUGGACUCCUAUUUUAAAAAACUUUGCAAGAGAAAAAAGAGACAUAUGUUGGUGUCUCAGUCUUUUUCCUAGAACAAAAGAACAUGUCUGCUUCCUUUGUUUAUGUUUCUAUGUCCCAUGCUUGUUUGCUGAGUGCAAGGACACUCCAAUAUUUAUAACAAGUCUCAGUGUCUCAAAAACUAAUUUUGGAAAUAUGUUCUUCUUUUC